CUUACAAGGCCCGAGAGAGAAGUUGGAUCGGCUAGGCUAAGCAGGGGAGCCCAGCCCGUUAGGCCCAAAGGGGCAGCAGUGGAGUCGGCCCACUCAUUAAAGAGGAGCACCAGGCCAAGUGGGGCCCAGACUCUGACACGGGGCGCAUAUGACAAAGGGUCGCAACGGGUAAGAAGGUACGGAAGGGGGACCAUCUGACGUCAUGCGCC
This is a messenger RNA of Linum tenue, 209 nucleotides long. NCBI's taxonomy places the organism in Eukaryota, Viridiplantae, Streptophyta, Magnoliopsida, Malpighiales, Linaceae. The record is from the annotation of a GenBank genome assembly.